AGCGUUUUAUCAAUUAAUAACUUUAUUAUAAUGUAAUACUCAAGUGAUGUUAAAGUGCUAUUUGGCCAAAUUUUAAUGCUGGACAGUGGACAAUACCAAGUGCAACAAUUCGUCACAAAAUAUAUAUAACUGAUAUAUUUUACUCAUUUAGUAACAUUUCAUUUUCUUCCUCAGUCAAUUCCAUAAUAAUCAACGUUCGUUUUAUUUGACCACAAUAUGAAAAGUGGAGCUUAAAAGGCUAGAACCCAGGGCCCUUUCAGAGCAACAAUGAAAAAUUUGAUGGAAGUUUGUAAAUUUGUAAACAGACUAACAGGCAAUCUGACAACAAUGUAACAUCAUUUUAUUAAAGGUAUUUUACUCAACACAGAUAUGUCCAAAGAUGUGUUUAUUGUAAAAGCGUUUUUUUUUCUUUAUUUUACAUGAAGUAUGGCAAAUAAUAGUUUGGAACAUGAUGAUAAUUGUUAUAGUACGAUAGAUGAAAAUAUUUUUGAUGAUACAUCUAUAAUUCCUUUAGAGAAGGAUAGUUUCGCAAUAUGCGAAUUGUGUGGUCGUGUUGGACGCCGAGGGCAGUUCUAUCCAAGGAAUAAUAAAUUUUGUUCACUUCGUUGCAACGCUAGUUUUUCGAGACGAAAACACAUUAAUUGGAGAUUCAAACUAAUGGAGGGUACAGAUCACAUGGCAGGGAUGAUUCCACUGGAGCCUUUACCCCAACUCCAGCAAUGGCAUGCCACUUUGAGUGAUUUACAGGCAGGUCCCAUUAAACAAUCGGCAGCUUCAGUUGCGAACAGUUAUGAAUGGAAAGAUGAGUUAUUUGGUUGCGAUUUCCUUGCUGCACCAGUGAGUCUUUUCAAACAUGCACCUCUUCAUGAAAUGUGGGAUAACACAUUUGAGGGCAUGAAGGUUGAAGUGAAGAAUACAGACUGUGAUAAUUAUUCUGAAAAACUUAGUGAUUACUUUUGGGUAGCUACAGUUUUAAAAGUGAAAGGCUACAUGGGACUUCUGAGAUAUGAAGGAUUUGGGAGUGAUGACUCCAAAGAUUUUUGGGUGAAUCUGUGCUGUUCAGAAGUUCAUCCAGUUGGCUGGUGUGCUACACGAGGCAAACCACUCAUACCACCACGAACUAUAGAAGAUAAAUAUACUGACUGGAAGAAGUUUCUUGUCAAACAACUAACGGGUGCACGUACACUACCGGCAAAUUUUUAUAGUAAACUGAACGACAGUCUUGUUUCUCGGUUUUCUAUUGGAUCAUUAAUGGAAGUUGUUGAUAAAAAUCGAAUCUCACAAGUUAAGGUUGCUACAGUAUGUGAAAUAGUCGGCAAAAGAUUGCACGUCAAAUAUUAUGACAGCUCUCCGGAGGACAAUGGUUUUUGGUGCCAUGAAGAUUCACCUCUUAUACAUCCAGUGGGCUGGGCGUUCCGGAUCGGACAUCCGUUAGAUGCCCCUCAAAAUUACUGUGAACGAGUUGCAACCGGUCGCUUAUUUUCAAACGACAGUACAAAUGACAUGUUCUACAAAUAUCCUUCUAAUGAACCACCAUUGUUUAUGGAGGGUAUGAAAAUCGAAGCCAUAGACCCUUUGAAUUUGUCAGCAGUAUGUGCUGCUACAGUCAUGCAGAUAUUGAAUGAGGGUUAUAUGAUGAUAAGAAUAGAUUGCUAUCCGGCUGAUGCAAAUGGCGCUGACUGGUUUUGCUACCACCAGAGAUCGCCCUGUAUUUUUCCGGUGGGGUUCGCUAUGGCAAACAGCAUUCCAUUGGUUCCACCUGCAGGAUUUUUGCCUGAGGAAUUUCAAUGGGAAGAUUACUUGGCUAUGACCGGAAGCAUCGCGGCGGACCGAUCCCUGUUCAGUGCUAGAGGUCACGUCGUUUCGCACGGCUUCGUCGCUGGAAUGCGACUAGAAUGUGCCGAUCUUAUGGACCCGAGGCUCGUUUGUGUCGCGACGAUCGCUAGAGUUGUCGCGGACUUACUGAAGGUCCACUUCGACGGUUGGGGUUCGGAGUAUGAUCAGUGGUUAUGGGCGCACAGCACCGACGUGUACCCGGUGGGAUGGUGUCGCGCCAUCGGACACCGGCUCGAGGGACCCCUGCAGCCGCCGCCACGGGUGCCCAGGAAGAACCAACCUCGGCAGCCCAAGAAGAAACGGAGACAAGUUACUAAAGUAGCCGCCCACACACUGAAUUCUACAGAGGAGAGCUCCCAAAACUCAGACAUCGGCGAAACAAAGAGUCUAUCGCCGCAGACCAGCGUUUCUGAAGUAUCAAUGGACGCUGAAGCGGUUGUACCAAAAGACGAGCAAUUGAUUAGUGAAGUUAAUAUGGAAUUACAACAAGAGCAAAAAGAAAAAACACCCGAGAAACCUAAUGUAUCUCCAAUUUCGCCCAGGCAUGAUUUUAUGGAGGACAUUCCAAUGCAGGACGAGAAACCUUCGAUACCUGAAGAAUCCCCUUCCAAAUCUUCAGAAGGGUCGAGCAAAGAAGAAGAAGAGGAUCCAGAUAAAGUGAUACCGAGACUAGUCAACACUACAGUGCCCUUAGAUAUAUUAAAUUCAGUUGAUCCUGAAAACUGGACCGCGGCUGAUGUUGCGAAAUUUCUGACGGUAAACGACUGUCAGACGUACUGCGUUAAUUUUUGCAAUAUAACAGGUCCGAUGCUACUGCAGCUGUCUAAAGAUGAAAUCAUAGAACUAUUAGAAAUGAAAGUUGGACCUUCACUUAAGAUAUUCGAUUUAAUACAACAACUGAAAUGUAAAAUUAAACAACCCCAGUGCAGAAUGUUAGUAAAUUUUAAGUAAUUUUUUUAAAUUAUUAUUUUAUAAUAUAGAAUUCAUCACAUUUCGUUUUUAAAAUAAAAGGUGUUUUGGAUAAAUAUCAUUCAUUACAAUCGUUGACUAUAAUAAUUUUAUAUUAUGUAAAUCAAUUAAAAAGGACAAUUAUUCAAGAUGUACUCCCGCCUAUAUUUUUUUUUUGUUUCAAUCUAGCUUCGUUUCUUUUUCUUUCUUGUGUUUCGUGUCAUUUUUAGUAUUAGUAGUUUUAAAUGAUUAGUUUAAUGUGGACGACUUGCCGAUAAUAUUUAUAUGGUAAGCAUGUAUAAAAUAAUGUAAUAAUUUAUAAUCAUUGUUAACAGUCAACCAAUUUUGUUACGAAUGUCAAAUAAUGGUAACAUUUAUUUAAUUUUUCUGGAUUAUAUGUCUACCUAUUGGGCAUCUGUUUUGACUAAGUUUGAUUAUAGCAAUCGAAAAACACAAAAAAAUAUUACAAUAGUUAGGUGAUAUUCUAGAGCAAUUACCGAUAUGCUUCUUAUAAACUUUUGUACUUUUUGUAAGCAAUAAACAAGUCGUUGUUACAUCUGCGGUAACUAAAUCAUGUUGAUUAAUAACGUAAAUAAGUAGCGGUAUAAUCAAAAUCAAAUUGUGAUAAUGUAGGAAAUUUUAAACGAAAUAAAAUCCAUUGUGGCUUAA
Molecule: messenger RNA, 3453 nt
Organism: Bombyx mori (domestic silkworm)
Lineage: Eukaryota; Metazoa; Arthropoda; Insecta; Lepidoptera; Bombycidae
Product: polycomb protein Sfmbt
Exons: 10
Coding region: 427-2787 (786 amino acids)
Biological process (GO): negative regulation of DNA-templated transcription
Cellular component (GO): nucleus
Molecular function (GO): zinc ion binding; chromatin binding
Source: RefSeq, a predicted model, not a curated record